AUGGUCUGGGCCUCUUCGCUGCUUUGGUCGCGCUGUAACGCAUCCGGUGUACUGCGGUCCGCACUUCGACUGGCGGCUGUGACUCGCAGCAGGCGGUGCAGCUUGAGGUCUCAUCGCGUCGCGCCUCGCCUUGCAGCCUCGCUAAAACCUGCGAAAUCCUUCGUCUACGAGAUGAAGACCACGCUCGUCGUUCUCUGCGGACUCGCUUCAACAGCUCUCGGAACCUUUGUAGGCAACUAUGUCGCGCCGACUCCCUAUCAGCUUUUCAACCUCUAUUGCCCCAAGAUGGCCAUCAAGAUCAUUGACUUGCCGCUCAACGCAACAUCAGUGGCUUUGUCAUUGACGCACUCCAACGGUAUGGCCAUCGGCACUGCCUAUGAUAUUGGCGGAGGCCCUGUCACCAACGGCAUCUUCUCUGGCGUCUUCAACUGGAUCACUGACCAGACCAAGACCGGUCAAUGGGCCGUGGGCGCACACAUCGCCUACAAGGACGGGAAUGGCCAGCCGGCCGUGGGUUAUGCUGCUCAGCAGUUCGUGGUCCCAUCGCGCGUCGGGGCUCGGUCCAGCUUCGGCAUUGCGUCCCCUCGAGAGCAUGCCGAAUCGGAAUCUCGACGGUCAUCCGGAGGUGACGUUGUGCAGACAGCUCACGCUCACUCCAGUGUAUAA
Mixia osmundae IAM 14324 is the source of this 666-nucleotide messenger RNA. RefSeq lists its product as uncharacterized. The record is from RefSeq and is a predicted model, not a curated record. The transcript is spliced from 5 exons. The coding region runs from base 1 to 666 and encodes 221 amino acids. NCBI's taxonomy places the organism in Eukaryota, Fungi, Basidiomycota, Mixiomycetes, Mixiales, Mixiaceae.